This is a messenger RNA of Penicillium alfredii, 924 nucleotides long. It is a transcript of the gene fleA, whose product is annotated as fucose-specific lectin FleA. The transcript is spliced from 5 exons. Bases 1 to 924 code for a protein of 307 amino acids. The record is from RefSeq and is a predicted model, not a curated record. Lineage: Eukaryota; Fungi; Ascomycota; Eurotiomycetes; Eurotiales; Aspergillaceae.
AUGUCUGGAAAAGGAGCUCAGGAGAUUGCAUUUAGAUCCGCAAUUGGAGCCUGUAAUUCAGGCUCCGAUCUGCGUGUCUACAUGCAGGAUGUGAUGGGCAAUAUCCGUGAGUCAGUAUACGAUGGCUCAUGGAGCAACGGAACGGAGAAGAACACCAUUGCGUCUGCGAAGCUCGGCUCUCCUAUUGCCGUUGCCUCAAAAGAACUGAAGAAUAUUCGAGUCUACUAUCUGUCUACCGAUAACAUGAUGAAGGAGGCUGCCUAUGACCACUCCAAGGGGUGGUAUGAGGGCGCCAUGAACAAAAGUCGGAUGAUGGUCGCUCCUUACUCCAAGAUCGCAGCUUGCUUUCUCGAGGGAUCCGACAUGACGAUGCGGGUUUAUUGCCAGAUGACCGAUAACACCAUCCAGGAGAUGGGCUGGAACGGUGACAAUUCUGGCUGGAAAAAGAUGCAAAACCUUGGAGCCGCCAUGCCCGGAUCCGAGAUUGCCUGCACGUCCUUCAAGACUUCGGAGAUGGGCACCCGGGUCUACUUCCAGGAUACCCACAACGGAAUGGUAGAAAUGUGCUAUGACCACAACAACGGCUGGUACAACGGCGCCCUGAAAAUGGCUCAUAUGCUGCCCCGGGCCGCCAUGGCGUGCACUAGCUUCAUGAUGAGCUCGAACACUCUUGCAAUUCGUUUGUUCUAUGCCACCCCUACCCAGGUCCGCGAGAUGGUCUGGGAUGGCAAGAAAUGGCAUGACGGCAAUUUCCACGUCGACUGCAUCCCUGGCACGGAAAUCGCCGCUAUUAGCUGGGGCCACGGCAAUAACCUCAAUAUGAGGGUUUACUUCCAGAAGGGGGAGCUGGUCUCGGGGGUUUCGGAGUGGAUGUGGAGUCAGGGGAAUUGGAAGGCUGGCAAGUUGGCUAUUCCUCCGGCUUGA